Amoebophrya sp. A25 is the source of this 1524-nucleotide messenger RNA. NCBI's taxonomy places the organism in Eukaryota, Dinophyceae, Syndiniales, Amoebophryaceae. The record is from the annotation of a GenBank genome assembly.
GUUACAACGCAACCUUUACUUUGCCGAACACCACCAGGAGGUUCUUCCUAUUAAUUUCUUUGUGCUUCAGUCUUAGGACAUGUAGAUGAAGUCGAAAAAGCAUUCAUUGAUACCCUUUGAAAAACCAGUUCAUUUCUUGAAAAGCAUACUAUCCAAGUUGUUAAAGAUCAUUUCUACUCAUUUUUACUCACUCGUUUUCACAUACUACAACUCUUAAUCGAACUCCUCCACGUCCACUCAAUUAGAGAGAGAAAAUGACGGAACAAACUGCAGUUUCGUCUACCGCGACAUAUGUGUCGCCUAUUGCGGUGCCGCUUGUCAGCGGAAAAUUGGAGAGCAAAUGCCUGAAGAUGUUGAGAAAGGCUUUUGGUGCGAAGGCAGUGAGAAGAGGCAUCCCGGAAGUGACGAAGCUUGUUCGCAAGGAGAAGAAGGGUAUCCGAUCUUGCUUAUCUGUCUGAUCUGUUGGUUCAUUUUUUUCAAUCAUGAUUGAUCGGUGUACUUGUCGUUAUACAUAUACGUGGAGUUCUGUUGUAUCUCUAUCUUUUUCUUUCCAUCUCCUUGUCAUGAUAGUCAUCUUUAUCCUUUUUGUUUGUGCAUUCUUUCCACAUUCACCGCACUUUCAUUCAUCUCGUCUCACAAUAUACAGGUAUUGUCGUCUUUGCAGCUGAUAUUUUUCCAGUGGAUCUGAUCGCGCAUAUGCCGGUUCUCUGUGAGGAGAAGAGCGUCUUUUACGCCUACGUGCAGUCGCGACAGAUGCUGGGCGAAGCAAUCAACAGCCGGCGCGGUGUGUCAGCGGUCUUCAUCCCCGAACCUACUUCAGACAGUCCAUACGAAAGCGCCUAUCAGCAAAUGAUCACGGCAUUGAAGGUCGUGCACCCCUACCUUGGAGAAGGUAAGGCAGUGGACGAAGACGAUAGCAAGAAGCGACAAGCAGACGGAGCAGAGACCGCAGAAGAGCCUGCAAAGAAGAAGAAAAAGAAAGAAAAGAAGGCAGAAUAAGUUCGAUGCAAGCAGCUAGCCUUUUUGCAACACUGUGUUAGAAAAGAGUUGACGGAUUUUCGAAGAGUACUAUCGCAAAUAGGGGAGCUGAAAAAGAUGUUCGACAAAUGACUACAGGGAAUUUUACGGGGCACUCAUGAAUUCAUUCUCAGCAUCUUCGCAAGCGCAACUCAGAAGGAAGCGGAUGGCGUUAAAAGAUCAGUAAAAAUCAGUACAAUGAUGUUGAUGGGUACACGAAAAACAUUUGUACCUUGGGAAAUUCACCGAACCAAGAAUGAUUGAACCCAACGCAUAUGCCAAUUAUAUUUGAUGGACGAUCGACGCACCUACUCGCCAAGAAUAAAACGCGCAAGUCUCGUCAGACACAACCGACGCUAGGGAGUUACCCUCUUAGUCCUUCUGGUUCGAUGACCUUGUCGCCAUCGCGUGAAGAUGAAAUCGUAGAGACUACCGCGUAAAACAAGCACUCUUCUUUUAGUAGCAUUAUACAUAGAUACAGCUAGAGUUAAAGUUAGAGUAGAGGAG